GUUGACUAGAUUGCUUUUUGCUUCGUUCGCUGCCCAUAGAUUGGAAUAACCAGUAUGAGUGGUUUGGGGAGUGUGGAGACUCGGCCUGGGGCCAAUCUGGAACAACCUGAUUUGAAUUCUGUAGCAAAGCACCAUUGUUAGAACAUCAGUGAUACAAUGACUGUCAACCAUGGAAAAUCCCACAUUAUAAAUACAAAUUCAAAUAGUUUAAACUGGAAUGUUAGGUUGAAUGCAGUCCAGUCUGAUAAAUUUUUAUCUCUUCUGAUGAGUAUGGUUCCCAUAGUGUGCCACAAAGGCCAGGAAGACCGUUUAAAGAAGGUCAAUGGAGUGUCACCUAGUGCAAAAGGGUUUAAUAUUCGAGCUGACCAGCACUUGGAAUAUCAUCACUUCUCAGAACCAUUGUACCAUGGAGAUGGCAUGCAUUGCUCUAACAUUUGUAGUGCCAAUUAUGACUAUGAUGGUUAUGAUUACUGUGAUGGCAGGGAUACAUCUGAAACUGAUGCAAUGCUACAGGACAGCAGGAUGCCCAACGACGGAGAUAAAGAUGCCACUGAGGGAAGCAAGAAGUUACCAAAAGAGUCUAGUUUUAGCAUGGCUUUGCAAAUACUUGGGCCAUUUUUGCUAGCUGGGUUUGGAACAGUGUCAGCGGGUAUGGUUUUAGACAUUGUACAGCACUGGGAUGUAUUCAAAAAUCUUACAGAAGUUUUCAUACUGGUGCCUGCUUUGCUUGGUCUUAAGGGGAACUUGGAAAUGACAUUAGCAUCUAGACUUUCAACUGCCGUUAAUGUUGGGAAAAUGGACUCUCCAAUUGAGAAAUGGAACUUAAUUAUUGGUAAUCUAGCUUUGAAACAGGUUCAGGCAACAGUGGUUGGUUUUUUGGCAGCUGUUGCCGCUGUUAUAUUGGGAUGGAUUCCAGAGGGAAAAUACCGCCUUGAUCAUGCAAUCCUUUUAUGUUCCAGCAGUGUGGCUACAGCUUUUAUAGCAUCUCUUUUACAAGGUAUCAUCAUGGUUGGAGUUAUUGUUGGCUCGAAAAAAACUGGAAUAAACCCAGAUAAUGUUGCUACACCAAUUGCUGCCAGCUUCGGGGAUCUCAUCACUCUUGCCAUAUUAGCGUGGAUAAGUCAAGGUCUUUACAAUUGCAUUGGUACAUAUUCAUUUGUUGCUCCUUUGGUUGGAGCAUUCUUCAUGGCUCUAACUCCAAUAUGGAUUGUAAUUGCAUCUAAACAUCCAGCAACAAGAACUGUUCUUCAUUCUGGUUGGGAGCCAGUCAUUACCGCAAUGCUCAUUAGCAGCAUUGGUGGCCUUAUACUAGACACAACAGUAUCUGAUCCAAAUUUGGCUGGGAUUGUCGUCUAUACUCCAGUGAUAAAUGGUAUUGGAGGGAAUUUAGUAGCCAUUCAGGCAAGCAGGAUUUCUACCCAUCUGCACUUACACAGCAUUCCAGGGGAGUUGCCUGAAGAUGCCAAAGGAUGUUUCUGUCCAUGUCGGACAUUUUGUGGAACAGGUGUAAAUAAUAAAUCGGCACAAGUUCUGCUAUUACUUGUUGUGCCAGGACAUUUAAUUUUUUUAUACACCAUCUAUUUAAUGAAGAGUGGUCACACAUCCCUGACUCCGAUCUUUAUUGCAGUUUACAUACUGGCAGCUUUGCUACAGGUAUUUGCUCUGCUAUGGAUUGCUGACUGGAUGGUGCAUCACAUUUGGAGAAAAGGAAAAGAUCCAGACAGUUUUUCCAUUCCUUAUCUCACCGCAUUGGGAGACCUAUUGGGCACAGCAUUACUUGCAAGCAGUUUUCAUAUUCUGUGGCUUAUUGGGGACCGAGAUGGAGAUGUUGGAGACUGACCCCUUUUUUUCUUUCUUUCUUUCUUUUUUUUUUUUUUUUAUCCAACCAUUUUAGUUUAAAUUUAAUGACAUAAUUCCCAAAAAAACACCAACAGAAAAUUAUUAAUUCAUCAGCAAUCCAAAAAAGAGACAAAACCCAUGUUUUUUUUGUUUGUUUGUUUGUUUUAUAUAUUAAGAGGAAAAAUAUUUUCCAAAGCUUAUCUUUGCUACAUUUAUAUAAUACAUUAUACAGGAAAUAGGAGAAGUCAUGUUUUGUUUUACUUGCCAAAAUAUGCUGAAAAUGCACCUUAAAUAACUUCCUAUGUCUAAAUGUAUAACUACCAGAUAUAUUACGUACAUUUCACCAAAGCAUUUUUAUGUUUAUAUCUUCAAAUUCAUUUUAAUGUUACAAAAAAUAUGUAUGUUCUUUAUGUGUAUACACAUUCAUCACUGUGUCUUUUUAUAGACGUGUUCUUUAAACUUGUUGUUACAUUUUAUGAUUUAAAGUGAAUGUCAAACUUGAUGAAUCAGUGCUCGUUUUUUAAAAAACCCCAAAAAACCAGGGGCACUUUCGUUCAUCAAACUUUACAUUUCACUUGUUUUGUUAAACUACUUAUCUUUUAAUCGUGAAAGCCGCUCCAGCGCUUCCCCCGCCCGUCGCAAGCCUCUUCAUAUGUCAAAAAUGGCGAAUCCGGCUUCCUCCCAUCACGGCGUUGCCUUAGGCAAUGAUUCCCCUGAGGGGGGAAGCCGUGAUUGGAGAAUGCCGUAUUUGUCAUUGCUGAUGUAUGACGUGAUGAGGGGCAGGAGGGGGAAGCGCUGGAGCGGCUUUCAAGAUUAUUUUUAACAAAACAAGUGAAAUGUAAAGUUUGAUGAAUGAAAGUGCCCGUGUUUUUAAUAGGAUUUUUAAAAACCGGGCGCUGAUUCAUCAAACUUGACAUAAACUUUAAGGCAUAACUGCAAUUCAUUUAAUCUGUGUCAAAGUAUAGUUACAUAUUAUUUUACAAACCUGUGAUAUAGUUUUAUGUGUUUGUUUAGAAUUUGCAUAGUUUUUAUGUGACAUUCUCUGUGUAAUUAAAGGUCAUUUAUUGUGUUUUUUGGUUAAUUCCACUGAAAUUCUGCAUUUGUAGAUUUAAUUUAUUGAUCAUUUUUUUUUUAGCAAUUCCGUUAUCAUCCACAAGCAGCUGUGUAUUUAUAUUGCUUGUGGAAGCCUCAUAAUCACAUUCAAAUAAAGGUAGAGCUUAUUACUGUAGGGCUAAGUUAAUUUAUAUAUAUAUUAAUGAUAAUGGUACUUCUGAGGCAUAAUAAUUUCUUAUUUAUGUUUAUGGGACUUGACAGUUUUACUAAUCUACAAAAUGAAUAAUAAACCGUAUACUAUUUAUAGAUAUAGAUAUUUACUGGUGCUAUAUCAUGUAAAUGGGAUAUGUUUUUGCUGCACACAAUCCCCUUAUGUAAAAGUGCCUCACAAGACAAAUUAGUUUCCUUUGUUUUGUACAUGAACUUUUUGAAAAAGCCAACUUUCUUUUUGCUAAGAUGUUUGUGCAUUUAAAGGGAUAUGAAACCCACAACAUUUAUUUUGUGAUUCAGACAGAGCAUACAAUUAAAAUAAAAAUUCAAUUUGCUUCUGUUAUCAAAUGGGCUUUGUUCCCAUGUUAUUCUUUACUGAAGAGAUACCUGGCUAGGUGUCUGUGGCACUGCAUGGCAGGAAAUAGUGCUGCCAUCUCUUGCAAAUAGAUAAGAUUUUUGUGAAACUGCUGUCAUAUAGUGAACAAAGAGAACAAAGAAUUUUAUAAUAGAAGUAAAUUAGAAAGUUGUUUAAAACGGCAUGCUCUAGCUGAAUCAGAAAUGUUUGGUUUCAUAUCCCUUUGAAAGGACAUGAAACCCAACAUUUUUCUUUUCUGAUUCAGGUAGAACAUACACUUUUAAACAACUUUCUAAUUUACUUCUAUUAUGAAUUUUGCUUUCAUUGUCUUGAUAUCCUUUAUUGGAGAGGCAGCAAUGCGCUACUGGGAGCUAGCUGAACACUCCAGUAAGCAAUGAUGAUGCAAAUAUGUGCAACCAGCAAUUAGCAGCUACCUCCAAGCUCUUGAACCUCCCUAGCUAUUCUUCUCAACAAAGGAUACCAAGAGAGCAACGCAAAUUAGAUCAUAGAAGUAAAUUGCAAAGUUGUUUAAAAUUGAAUGCACUGUCUGAAUAAUGAAAGAAAACAAAUGUUUUUCAUGUCCCUUUAAGGUAUUCUAUAUUCAGUAUAUUUUGUGAAGUACUGUUUACAAUUAAUGCUGAUUUUUUUCCCCUUUAAGUAGGUUAAAUCUCUUCUAAUUGGUACAUCAAUUUCCAAAGGUGUUAAUUAUAGGUGCAUGAUCAAGAAUAUUGAACCAAAUAUAUUUGUACAUUUGCAUCUGUUAUUUAAUGUCAUUAUUUAGAAAUUUAUGUAAAUUUGCAACUUUGUAUUUUCAUUUGGUUGAAUCAAGAAUGGAAUAAAUAAAUGGGCCAAUAUGGCAUACUGGUAACAAUGUCUUUUUUACUGGCAAUAAAUAUCUGUAUGAGUUGAUGUUA
Bombina bombina (fire-bellied toad) is the source of this 4371-nucleotide messenger RNA. It is a transcript of the gene SLC41A2, whose product is annotated as solute carrier family 41 member 2. The record is from RefSeq and is a predicted model, not a curated record. The transcript is spliced from 11 exons. NCBI's taxonomy places the organism in Eukaryota, Metazoa, Chordata, Amphibia, Anura, Bombinatoridae. Bases 157 to 1839 code for a protein of 560 amino acids. Gene Ontology annotation, biological process: monoatomic cation transport. Gene Ontology annotation, molecular function: monoatomic cation transmembrane transporter activity. Gene Ontology annotation, cellular component: plasma membrane.